AUGGCACUGCCUGGUCAUCAAAAGCGCGUUAAAGGUGUUCAAAUAUACCGACCGUUUGUCUAUGGCACGACAUCAAAGGCAUUUAGUGCGGAAAAUCCUAAGCCAGCAGGAACACCAGCUGAGCACACUCACUCGUGGACAGUAUUUGUAAAUGGAGUUGAUGAUGCAGAUAUAACUUACUGGUGCAAGAAAGUACAGUUUAAGUUGCAUGACUCUAUCCCAAACCAUCUUCGAGUCAUCGAGGAUGUACCUCCUGGGGGUGCAUUUGAGACUCAUGCGACGGGCUGGGGUGAAAUUGACAUCAGUAUCAAAAUCUAUUAUGUACCGGAAUCCAACGAGAAACCCCAGUCCCUAUACCACCACCUCGUUCUUCAUCCAUACGGGGAAAGCGAGGAGGAGCGAGAAAAAUGCGUAAGCAGCCGGAGAUUAGGGCAUGGGUUUAUGAAGAGCAACUUUUCAACGAGCCGUAUGAGAAUUUCUACAAUCUCUUGA
Blumeria graminis f. sp. triticale is the source of this 492-nucleotide messenger RNA. Lineage: Eukaryota; Fungi; Ascomycota; Leotiomycetes; Helotiales; Erysiphaceae. The record is from the annotation of a GenBank genome assembly.